Molecule: messenger RNA, 1855 nt
Organism: Cucumis sativus (cucumber)
Lineage: Eukaryota; Viridiplantae; Streptophyta; Magnoliopsida; Cucurbitales; Cucurbitaceae
Product: BSD domain-containing protein 1
Exons: 1
Coding region: 246-1640 (464 amino acids)
Cellular component (GO): cytoplasm
Source: RefSeq, a predicted model, not a curated record
AAUAGAAAUUUUCACAACAAAUAACUGAAGUUGAGUAAUGAGAUUGAGAUUUAGAACUUUAUCGAUAAUGGCGUGGCCUUCCCUUCUUCCUGACACAGACUUCUCACCAUCUUGACGAAGAACAACAUCAACACUCUUCUUCAAUUCCUAACUAAACCUCUUCAAAUCUCUAUCCCUUCCUUUCCUUUCUUCCAUAAUCUCAAUUAAUUUCUCAAUUUCGUCGUUGUUUUUCCAAAAUCCCUCCAAUGAAUUUCUUCAGAUCGGUGUUUUCCGACGAUCCCGAUCCUUCCACCGCGUCCAAAACUGAACCUCAAUCGCCUCAUAAAUCCUCUUUCGAAGAAGGAGAACAAUCAUCGGAUUCCAGUCCUCUUUCCAAUCCAACCCCUGUCGACGAUGCCGGAGCUUGGAGUUUCGGUGGGUUGAUCAAGACUUUGAGUGCUAGAUCGGAGUCAGUUAUCGAGACUUACCGACGCGAUCUCCAGGAAUUUGGUUCGGGUUUGAAGAAGGAAAUUGAAGUCGCCCAUGGAUCGCUGGAGACGGUAGGGCAUGCUUUUGAUGAAUUCGGUAGCUCCGUUUUGAAAGGUACGGCUCAAAUUAUCGCUCAAGGUAAGAAUGCGAUCCAAGCUAUAGAUCAAGAAUCUGAUUCUGAUAGUAGUACUAACCAGAAUUUGAGUAAUCAAAGAAGCUCAAAUUCCAAGCCUUAUAGUAGGUUUGAUGCUCAGGUUCGUUCGCUUCAAGGCGAUACGGCCACUUACUGUGAUGAACCUGAAGAUUUGGGUGAUUAUGAGAAGUGGAGAUCACAAUUUGUUCUGAAUGAUAAGAGUGAAGAAAUUGAAAACUUGAUUGAAGAAAAUGGAGCUAUUGAUAAUAUACACAAGAAGGUUGUUCCUAAUGUUGUUGAUAAUGAAACUUUCUGGUUUAGGUAUUUUUAUAAAGUGCAUAAGCUUAAGCAAGCUGAGGAUGUUAGGGCUAAUCUUGUGAAGAGAGCUAUUGCUAGAGAAGAAGAGGAGGAUUUGAGUUGGGAUGUCGAUGAUGACGAUGACAAUGAAGGAUAUAAUGAGAUGAAUGCUGGGUCGAAAGGGGAUACAGUGAAGAAUGAUGUAAGUAAUGAAGAUCAGGGUAAGGCUACAAAAGGUGAAGAAGUGAAUGUCGAGCAUUCUACUGCUAAUGUUGAAGUGAAGGAUGAUUUACCAGCGAAGGAGGAAGUCGGUGGGAAAGAAUCUAUUGAAGUUGUGAAGGAAUUGAAUGGAGGAAGCUCUGUUGGUGACGAUGGAAAGAGGGAGAAGAGUUCUUCUGUUGAGGAAUUAGAAGGAGAAAAGAAAGGGUCUGAUCAGAAAGUCCAUUUGGAAGGUGGUUCUGGGUCGAAUAACAAGGAUCGAGGAUUGAAACCGAUGGCUGUCGAGGCCAAGUCUGAUCAUGGUGAAUCUUCUAAAGACAGUGAUGUUUCAAUUGUUUCAACACAGCCUUCUAUGCCUGAGGACGAAGAUCUCGGGUGGGAUGAGAUUGAGGAUUUGAGCAUCAUUGAGGAAAAGAAAGGAGUAGUAACUCAAGGUGGGAUAACAAAUAGAGAGGAAAUACAAAAGCGAUUGAGUACUGCUGAAGAUGAUGAAGAUCUGGACUGGGGUACCGAUACAGAAUAACAAAACUUCGAUAGAUCAAAAAUCCGUGGAAGGUUAUAUUAUUUGAUUUCCUAUGUUCUAUCUUUCAUUUUUUUGGAAGUGUUAUUAUUCCUUAUCGGUUAAAUGCAAUGUGCUGUGAUUGUAUAUCUUCAACUUUCAUUCAAGGAAUCAUGUUCAAAUUUGUACUUGAUUUCUUUUUCUCAUAAAAUUAGGCAAAUUCCUUACCUUCAACUUUU